AAGACGUUCGAAAUGUAUCAAUGCUGAAAAUGAAAAAACAAGAAAAAGGAAGGAAAUUAUCGCCAGAAGACGUUCGAAAUGUAUCAAUGCUGAAAAUGAAAAGACAAGAAAAAAAAAAGAUAUCAAAUCAAGCAAAGAAAUUUUGGGAACAGAAAGGCGGUGAAUGUCAAAAAGACGUCAAUAAUUAUUUUAGUACUGUAUGCAAAAAUCAGUGGAACAAAGAAAAAUUAGUCCAAUACCUGGAGACGCUCUACCCAAAAAAUAAAGAAGUGUUUGCAAAAGACAGAUUGCACAACUUAAUCAAGCACGCAGACGUAAUAAUAAACGAAGAACACUCCUUCAAAGCAUUUAUAUCUACCCAAAAUAUAUCUGACGCAAGUACGCAGCGGCAACAAGAAGAACUAGAAUUACUCGAAAACAAUACGCAGCAGGAACUACUCGCAAACAAUACGCAGCAGGAACUACUCGCAAACAAUACACAGCAGCAACAAGAAGAACUAGAACUACUCGAAAACAAUACGCAGCAGGAACUACUCGCAAACAAUACGCAGCGGCAACAAGAACUAAAUUUACUACUCGCAAAAAUUCCAGUUUUUAUAAAAAACGGGCUUAACAGGCUGUUUCCUAGAACUAACAGUGACAUUUACGAGCUUUUACUCGCAGAAAAACUUCACGAAUAUGAUGUCGAUAAUUUGAGAUUAUAUGCAAAUAGUGAAAGAGCGUGGGACACCAACGACGCAAUUUGCUUUAACGAAAGUCUCUGGUACCUAAGAUCCGCCCUAUUAAUAUAUUAUCAAAAACCUACAUUAAAGAAUGAAUGGGACCUCAAAAGUUCAAAGGAUGACUGGAAUGACAAACAAAACCAAAAAAUCGCCAACGAAUUUGAGCGUCUAUAUAAGCAAGGAGAAGAUAAAAACAUAAGUUUCAAUGUGAAUCGUUAUUAUUCUAAUGAUGCUGUGGAAACUUCAAAACCAAUACGUAGUUGUUGGAAUUCUUUGUAUAAUUUUUAUAUUAACAAGAGUUGGGAGAAGCAGAGUUCUACUUGGGAGAAGAGUAGAAAUACUAGACAAGAUAAAUUAUAUAGGUGUAUUAAUCGUAUAAAUAUUUUUGUGACAGCAUUUGAUCAUACUGUAGUGAAAAGCUAUAGGGUAACGUUAGAUGGUCGUUUAGAUAGUUGUGAACUCAAAGUUGAAGAUUUUAUGAGGGAAGACGAAAGCGAUAAUAUUGAUAAUGCUAUGCGCGAAUGUCUUGUGUUUAUUAAAUCAUUCGUAAAAUUUUGUCAAAACUAA
Molecule: messenger RNA, 1289 nt
Organism: Paraglomus brasilianum
Lineage: Eukaryota; Fungi; Glomeromycota; Glomeromycetes; Paraglomerales; Paraglomeraceae
Source: the annotation of a GenBank genome assembly